Messenger RNA from Dinoponera quadriceps, 2291 nucleotides. Its product is annotated as piggyBac transposable element-derived protein 4-like. The record is from RefSeq and is a predicted model, not a curated record. NCBI's taxonomy places the organism in Eukaryota, Metazoa, Arthropoda, Insecta, Hymenoptera, Formicidae. The transcript has 2 exons. Bases 295 to 2094 code for a protein of 599 amino acids.
AGUGGCGGCAUUCGCAAGUCGUCGUAGAAGUCCGUGCCUGGCGGCCUGAUGUCAUUCAUGAUCGCCUGGCGAGCGGCACGGCGAACGAGGCUAGCGAUAUCAAUGUUUAUUGAUCCCCUCGGAGAGGAGAGAUUUCCGGGCAGUCAGUUUCAAACGAGCUCUCGAGAAACAUUGAGAUCAGUAAAAAGCUAGCCACUCUGCACGUCGCACAGGUUAUUUCAUGAUCAAAAAGUACUGUAUAUAUCAUAAAAUUUGUGUUCAAAAUUUAAGAAAUAAACAGUGUAAUUCCCAAAAAUGGAGGAGUUUAGGAAUGAUUCUCAAGAUAAUGAGAGUAGUGAUGAUGAAUUGAAAGUUGAAGUAUAUAAUGAAAAUAUGAACAAUUCAAUGUAUGAUUCAGUACCUGACAAUGAAAGUGACAGUAGUGACGAUUGCAUAGUUCCUCCUAAAAGACGGAAUGUACUAAGAAUUGACAAUGACAUGGAGAAUAGUGAAGGUGAUGACGAAGAACAUUUAGAACAAAUAGAGGACUCAAGUGAAAGUGAUGGAUGGGAGGACGUAACAGAAAAAGACGAUUUGCCUUUUAGUUUCACGUUCAAAACUUCUCCGCGAAUCGUAGGACCACAAAUAUCUCAGGAUAUAACAAGACCAUUGGACUUUUUCAAAUUAUAUUUCACUGAUAUAUUGAUAGACCAAAUAGUAAAAACGACUAAUGAAUAUGCACAAAUGAAGAUACGUGAGAAACAGUUGGCCAACAACUCUAUUUGGCAUUCGUGGAUAGACGUUACACGUGAAGAAUUUAUGGCCUUCAUCGGUGUAAUUCUAAAUAUGGGAACAAUGCCACUUGCAAGCAUAUCGGAAUAUUGGACAACUAGGAGCAAUAGCAGAAUUCCUUUCUAUUCGGAGGUAUUCAGAAGAAACCGAUUCCGUCAAAUUUUCUGGAUGUUACAUCUACGAGACAAUGCAUCUUCUAAUACAUCUUUGGGAAUCCGGAUUGGAAAGGCAAACAACUUUUUACAAUAUAUCGACUCGAAGUUUGCGGAACAUUUUAUACCUGGUAAGGAUAUUUGUGUCGAUGAAUCAAUCGUCAAGUUCAAGGGGAAAAUUGCGUUUAUAAGGUAUAAUCCAAAAAAACCGACCAAAUGGGGCAUAAGAAUUUACGUAUUAGCGGAUGGGGAAACCGGAUAUGUCUACUCGAUUUUGCCCUACUAUGGAAGUUUGACAACUGAGGGUUUAGAGAAACCAGAACUUCCGGUUAGCUCUCGAAUUCCAUUGACCUUGGUUAAAAAACUUCUGGACAACAUUCCAAAUGCUGAGGGCUAUCAUUUGUAUACUGAUAGAUACUUUACAAGUAUCCCGCUUGCCAAUGAACUUCUAAAAGUAAAGGUCCAUUUAACUGGUACAGUAAUGCCAAAUCGUAAAUACUUGCCAGCUGCGAUUAAGAAACCGAAAUUUUCCACAAAAUCGACUGUGGCUUAUAAGAAGGAAAAUACAUUAGUCCUCGCAUGGAAAAGCAAACGAAUCGUAACUUUCCUGAGCACCAGCGAUGCAGCAUCCCUUGAAUCGGUUACAACGAGAACACGCGGUGGUGCCACAAUAAAUUUAUUGAAACCAAUUGUGGCUAUACAUUACACCGAAAAAAUGAGAGCAGUUGAUCGCGCGGACCAACAUGCAGCAACGUAUUGUUUCCUACGAAAAUCCCUCAAAUGGUGGAGGACAUUAUUUUUUUGGGGCAUGGAGAUGUGCGUCAUCAAUGCUUACAUAAUGCAUAAAAUAACAAGACAACAGAACAACGAAAGGCCACUAACACACUUAAAUUUUGUGAAAUGUUUAGUCGAUGAAUUAGUAGAAAAUUUCCGGCACCAAACACCAUCUAGAGCGCAACCUUCAACGUCAUUCGUAGACAUUAGAUUAAAUAAUCAACUUCAUAUAAUUCGUUCAGGAACCAAGAAAGACUGUGCAGUAUGUUCCGACAGGAAAACUCCAGGAAAAAGACGAGAAACACGCACAUACUGUGAUACUUGUACUCGGAAGCCAGGACUUCAUAUCGGUGAUUGUUUCGCAAAAUAUCACACUUUGGAAAAUUACAGAAAUUAAAAAUUUAUGUUUUUAUAAGUACUAUUAAACACAACAAAUCAGUUUCAACAAAUUCUGCGUUUUAAUAUCCAUAUAUUGACUUUAAAUCCCGUACGGAAAAAUAACUGCGAAACGCUAAAUUUGCUCGGACCUGCUGGUACUCCCAUCAGUGAAAUCUGCGGACCGCAAAGGGUUAAACAUGUGUCUAUAAUUAUCCU